AUGGCGUGGCCGUGCAUCACGCGUGCUUGCUGCAUCAACCGCUUCUGGAGCGAGCUGGACAAGGCGGAUAUCGCCGUGCCUCUCGUUUUCACCAAAUACUCGGACGUCCAGCAGAAGCAGCCGAAACGGGCCCCUGCUGAGGGCCGGCCGGAGAGCCAACCGGAGGCCGCCAAGGCACCGCCCGCCGCCGCCUCGGACGCCUCCUCCUCCGUCAUGCGGCAAGACUUUAAAGCAUGGAAAGUGCGCCCGGAGCCCAGCUGUAAACCCAGGAAUGAGUACCAACCCGCGGCCGGCCCUUUCAUCCCGGAGACCCAGUACCAAAAGGACUAUAAAGCGUGGCCCAUCCCGAAGAAACACGACCACCCCUGGAUCCCUAAAGCCGGCCUAGCACCUCCCACCGGUAGCAGCGGCAGCACCGCGGCAGCGGGGAAGAUGGAGCUAGUGUCUGCCGAGAUAGAUAGCGGCGUGGAGAAGAGCGAGUUGGAGGAGAAGCUCCAGGAGAAGGAGGUGAAGGAGCCGGCCAAGAGGGACAAGUCCGCCGACAGGAAAGGCGAGGAGGCGCCUAGCGGAAAAGGCAGGGCGGCAGCCGACGCUCUCAACAGACACAUUAAGCAGACCUUGACCGCUUCAAAUAGUAGCUACAGAUCUGAGUUCAAAGCCUAUAAGGACGUGAAACCAGUCAAGCCCAUUAAGGCACCGUCCCAGUACAAGCCUCCGGCCGAAAACGAGAGCAAUUUGGAAACCAGCUACAGCGCCACCUUCAGGGGUGAGCAGGUCAAGGCCCAGCCGGCCGACAACAAGCUGCUGGAGCGCAGGCGGAUACGCAGCCUGUAUAGCGAGCCUGCCAAGGAGACCCACAAGGCGGACAAGCCGGCGUCUCGCGUCAGGCCGAAGAAAGCGACAACGACCAAGACGGUGAAGAAAGCCAAGGAGAACAAGGAAAAGAAGCUGCUCGCCGCUUCCGCCAAAAAGAAAGAAGAAGAAGCGGAGGCGGGCGUCACCAAGAAGAACAAAGAGCUCAGCAAUAGACUGGCCGAAGCCAAACAGUAA
Messenger RNA from Nerophis lumbriciformis (worm pipefish), 1050 nucleotides. NCBI's taxonomy places the organism in Eukaryota, Metazoa, Chordata, Actinopteri, Syngnathiformes, Syngnathidae. The record is from RefSeq and is a predicted model, not a curated record.